Truncatella angustata is the source of this 996-nucleotide messenger RNA. RefSeq lists its product as uncharacterized. The record is from RefSeq and is a predicted model, not a curated record. Bases 1 to 996 code for a protein of 331 amino acids. The transcript has a single exon. Lineage: Eukaryota; Fungi; Ascomycota; Sordariomycetes; Amphisphaeriales; Sporocadaceae. Gene Ontology annotation, biological process: secondary metabolic process.
AUGGUCUCGUAUAAAGAAGUCCAAGCCUCGAACGCGCUCAUCAACGACACGACGGCGCCACGGGUCGCCGUCUUCGUGGGCGGCACGUCGGGCAUCGGAAAGUCCACGGCGAGGGCCCUGGCCCGCACCGGCGCGAGCGUGCGGAUCUACAUCGUGGGGCGGCAGGGCUCGGAGGAGCGCGCGAGCGCCUUCGCCCGAGAGCUGCGGGCCGACAACCCCAGGGCGGAGGUCAUCUGGACCGCGGGCGAGGUCUCGCUGCUCGCGGAAGCAAGGAGGGUGUGCGAGGUCAUCCGGGGCAGGGAGUCGCGCGUCGACCUGCUGUUCCUAACCGCUGGCUAUGGGCCCUACGGCGCGCGCACCGAGACUGCCGAGGGCUUGGAGGUCAGUCAGAGCCUCUCGUACUACUCGCGGGUGCUGUUUGUUCUCCGGCUUCUUCCGCUCCUGCGCGAGGCGGAGGCCCCGAGGGUAAUCAGCGUUUUGGCAGGCGGGUUGGAGAGGGCUUCGAUCGACUUGGAUGACUUGCAGCUGCAAAAGCCCAGCAAUUUUGGUGGUGUGAAUGGCCAGAUGCUGUACGGAGUCAUGAACACGGCGACUUUGGAAAUGCUGGCCGGCCAGAAUCCUGGCGUGACUUUUAUCCACUCUUGGCCGGGGAUUGUCAAUACGGGAAAUGUACAGCGGGGUCUGAAUCCCAAUUCCAUCUGGGCCUGGGCCGUCUGGCUUCUCGUCGAUCCCUUGAUCAGGCGGUUCGGGCUCAGCGAAGAGUCGUCUGGCCAGAGGUAUUUAUUCCAAAGUACUAGCGCUGCUUUUGGAGGCCGCGGAGUACCAUGGAAGGGCCAGCUAGGUUUGAAUUCGCUGGGGAAGCAGGCAGAUGGACUAUUCCUCGUCAAUUACAAGUGUGACUGCACUCCGAACGCCAAAGUGAUGCCGCAACUUCGAGAGAAGGCCCAGGGGAGGAUCUGGGAGCAUACGCAAGAAAUUCUCCGACCUUGGUUGUAA